AUGCGGGUCCGCUAUCCUUUCGCAGGAGCUUUCGUUUUCCUCCUCAUUCUCGCGGGAUACAUCGGUCUUCUUCCACACAGCGCCUCUUCAUCAAUUCCCACAAAUCUCCAACCAAAUGACAAGUUCCUCCACCUCUUUACCUUCUUCCUGUUAUCUGUGACCUUCUACUGGACCUUGGAUACCUCCAGGCGGCGCACUCUACACAUGACCCUACUGGUCUGCACACUCGGUCUAGGAAUCGGCUCGGAGAUUGUGCAAGGCUUCCUUCCCAAUGACCGAACCUUUGACCCAUUCGAUGUCGUCGCCAAUGUCGUCGGCAGCCUGGGCGCCGUGGGUCUGUGUGGCUGGUACCACCGCCGCAUGCUAGAACGUCGUCGCAAGAGCCGCUUUGGCAUGGUGGAUGGUGGAGAAGAGGAUAUCGAGCUUGGUGUUGGAGUGGGUGACUCCCGAGAAGAGGACGGGCUGGGACCGCAAGAGUCUGGUGUCACGAACUUGGAGCAAGAGGUGGAUAAUUGGGAUGAGAAUGCCGUCGACAAUUGGGAUACUGAGGAUGGUCCGGAGCCAACCGAGCACCAAGCUGCGCCUCCGAGCUACCAUGAAAGCCAACCAGCUGGAGAAGGCGCUACGAAACGUACCGACUGA
Penicillium daleae is the source of this 642-nucleotide messenger RNA. RefSeq lists its product as uncharacterized. Lineage: Eukaryota; Fungi; Ascomycota; Eurotiomycetes; Eurotiales; Aspergillaceae. The transcript has 2 exons. Bases 1 to 642 code for a protein of 213 amino acids. The record is from RefSeq and is a predicted model, not a curated record.